CAACCAUUCGAUGGGUUAGUGGGUUAGUGUUUUCCAUCACAAUUCGAGGGAGAAAUAGUUUUCCGUGCCGAGAUGCGUCAUGAACCCGUUAAGAAUUGCAGCAAAGAUUCCAUUGUUCUGGAAAAUCUAUUUGCCUACGCUGUUGUGUCUCAUAGUUUACAAUGAAUAUCUCAUUCAUUUUUUCCAUCGCCUUCAAUGGGCCCAGAUCGAGUGUAGAACUGAUAAGUGCUUGAAACUGCUGCUAGUUGCCGACCCACAGAUACUCGGAAAUACCUUCGACACUAAGCUGUACUGGCCGUUGGCAAAUUAUGACUCAGACAGACAUCUGGCCAAAACGUAUCGUCGUGCGGUCGAGCACACGGCACCGAACGUAAUAUGUUUCCUCGGGGAUCUGAUGGAUGAAGGCAGCGUGGCCACUGCCGUUCAAUAUGAUGAGUAUUAUGCGCGCUUCUCGAACAUUUUCACACAACCGAUUGCCGACACUCUCAUGAUAUACAUUCCCGGAGACAACGAUCUCGGUAGAGAGGGCUUGGAGCCUAUUACUGCAGAAACUGUGCAGCGAUUUCAGCAAUAUUUCAGUGAGCAAUCAACGUGGGAGCUUCCUGGGCAUGCCAAAUUUUUCAACAUUAACCGAGUUCGUAGGACUCAACCAGUAGCGGCGGACAUCAACUGGGAUCCAGGAUCGAUGAAUCUUUUUCUCAGUCACCUGAGUUUGCUCAAAUCGGCCGAUGACUUCAGCGAACAGGCUAUCAACCAAUUCCACCCGCAUGUGAUAUUCGCGGCCCAUGAACAUACGUCGAAGUAUGCUUCAAUCCACAGGACUCGACUUUUCGCUGAUGUAACUCACCUGCCACUGAACACUGAUCGAGCGAAUCGCCAUGAGGUACUGGAAUUCAACAUCAGCCAGAUGCACCAGAAUCAACAGUUACUGGAAAUUGUGAUACCAACCUGUUCCUACCGGAUGGCUAACGGUAAGAUAGGGUAUGGCUACGCCGUUCUAGAUGGGGACACCCUGAGAUAUACAGUGCUGUGGACAUCUCACCGUUACUUACAGCUGGCUACCUACUCGAUGAUGAUCAUCCCCCUGAAGCUUCUGUGCGGUCAACUGUGGUGCAAUCUUUUCAAACGCUAUUGGUGCUGCUGUCGCAAAAGAAACCAUAGCUAUGUGCCUCUGCAUUCAGUUAGUUGAUUCAACGAGUCUAGAAAAUCGUUAGUAUUUUAUUCACUCGACUAUUUUUUUAUUCCACUUCACAAAAUCUCUGUCUAAAUAAAAAAAAUUAAGUCAAAACUGUGCCAUUCCGAAUGACUCAAAGAAUUUCAGAAACGGAAACACGGCAUAACUUUUUUUCCCAUUGGGUAAAAAUGAACCAAAUUUUGCACACUUUCUCAUGGAUGUGUAUCGUUUACAUGCUGUCAAACUCGAAGUCGUGUUUUUCGAUUCAACGAAAAUGGAGGUGAACCAACGCGAGUCGAAAGAACAAAUUCUUUCCAAACACCUGGAAUUUCCUGACCUGUCGCACCGGCAGUUGGGAAAAAUGUUGAACAUUCACCAUUCAACUGUCUUCAGAGUGCUGUAGCGGUUCCAGGAACAGGUGACGUUGGACCACGGUAAAGGAGCUGCAAGAAACCCCGGACCUAGGAACAAAAAAACGGAGGGAUAGGUGAAGCGGAUGAUUAAAGCAAAUCCCAACGUCUCUGUAAUAUAUUACUA
Messenger RNA from Uranotaenia lowii, 1711 nucleotides. RefSeq lists its product as uncharacterized. Gene Ontology annotation, biological process: GPI anchor biosynthetic process. Gene Ontology annotation, molecular function: hydrolase activity. NCBI's taxonomy places the organism in Eukaryota, Metazoa, Arthropoda, Insecta, Diptera, Culicidae. Bases 80 to 1189 code for a protein of 369 amino acids. The record is from RefSeq and is a predicted model, not a curated record. Gene Ontology annotation, cellular component: endoplasmic reticulum. The transcript is spliced from 6 exons.